GGCAAGUGCACAGCUCUCGAGCCGGCGUCGCCCCACCUCCGGGCUAAGACCCGCCCCGCUCUCUCGGCCGGCUACCGGGCGGGUUUUCUGCUCGGCUGCCCCGUCGCCCCUUAUCCGAUCCGGAACUGCUGGGAGAAGCGGCUGCGCGUCCCGGCCACCCUCUCCCGGUCGCCUGCCACCCCCACCACUUCCUCGCGGCCCUCCCCAGGCUGCCCGAAAGCUGACGUGGAACAACAAGCUCGGCACUCCGAUGGAGAAGUUCGGGAUGAAUUUCGGAGGCGGCCCGAGCAAGAAGGACCUGCUGGAGACCAUCGAGACUCAGAAGAAGCAGCUCUUGCAGUACCAGACACGGCUCAAGGACGUGGUCCGCGCCUAUAAAAGCCUACUCAAGGAGAAAGAGGCGCUGGAGGCCAGCAUCAAGGUACUGUCCGUGUCCCACGAGGCGGAUGUGGGCCUCACAGGUGUCCAGGCUCCAUCCCUCACCUUUCCCGACUCCGUUGAUGACCGAUGCUCCACUCACAGUGGGGAUAGCACCGGGACCGCCACCAGCAUGGAUACUGCAGCCAGUCUCACCAGCACCAAGGGUGAGUUUGGGAUAGAGGAUGACAGACCGGCCCGUGGACCACUAUCUCCGAAGUCCGAGGAGGCCAGCGGGUCGGAGAGUGGCGUUAGUAGCAGCAGUGGGGAUGGUCUGUCCGGGGGCGGGGAGGCGGACAAACGACUGCACCAGCUGAAGACUCAGUUGGCCACUUUGACUAGCUCUUUGGCGACAGUCACCCAGGAGAAAUCCCGCAUGGAGGCUUCUUACCAGGCUGACAAGAAGAAGAUGAAACAGGACUUAGAGGAUGCCAGUAAGAAGGCCGAGGAGGAGCGGGGCCGCCUGGAGGGGGAAUUGAAGGGACUGCAGGAACACAUGGCCGAAACCAAAGCCAGACUUAUCACGCAGCAGCAUGACCGCGCCCAAGAGCAGAGUGACCAUGCCUUGAUGUUGCGGGAGCUCCAGAAGCUGCUGCAGGAGGAGAGGACCCAGCGUCAGGACCUGGAGCUCCGGCUGGAAGAGACACGAGAAGCCCUGGCCGGACGGACCUAUGCCGCCGGCCAGAUGGAAGGGUUUGAACUACAGACCAAGCAGCUGACCCAGGAGGUGGAGGAGCUGAAGGGUGAGCUGCAGGCUCUUCGAAAUGAGAAGAACCAGACUGACCCACGGCUGCAGGACCUUCAGGAAGAGGCUGCCGGCCUUAAAAACCAUUUCCAGGCCCAGUUGCAGCAGGAAAUCAGGAAGACAACCCUUGCUGAGGAACAACUCCGGCAGCAGUCUCAGGUGGAAGAGCAGAGGGUGGCAGCCUUGGAGAACCAAAUAUCCGAGGUGUCUGAACUUCUGGGCACCUAUGAGAAGGCCAAGCAAAAGGACCAGCUGGCCAUCCAGAAGCUGAAGGAGCGCAUUCUGCAGCUGGACCUGGAGAACAAGACGCUGGCUCUUGCAGCCUCCAGCCGCUCUCCUCUAGACAGCCAUGGUGAGGAGUCCAGUCUAGAUGUCAACAUCCUGAAGGACAAGAUGGAGAAGCUGAAGAGGCUGUUGCAAGUGGCAGCCAGGAAAAGCCAGGUGACCCUGGAUGUGGAAAAGCUCUGCGACCCAGAGGUAAUGCCCAGCUCGGAGACCGCUGACGGUGAGAAGGCCACUGCGCUCUACUACCAGCAGGAGCUGAAGCAGCUGAAGGAGGAGUUUGAGAGGUACAAGAUGAGAGCCCAAGUGGUUCUCAAGAGCAAGAGCACCAAAGAUGGCAACCUGUCCAAGGAGCUGGAGGCGGCCCAGGAGCAGCUGGCAGAGCUGAAGGAGAAGUACAUCUCCCUGCGGCUGUCCUGUGAGGAGCUGGAGCAACAGCACCGGCAGGAGGCCGACGACUGGAAGCAGGAGCUGGCUCACCUGCAGCAGCUGCACCGGCAGGAGCUGGAGCGCAGCCAGCUGGACUUCAGGGACCGCACGCACAAGCUGGAGGAGGAGCUACACAAGCAGCGCGACCGGGCCCUGGCCGUGCUGGCCGAGAAGGACCUGGAGCUGGAGCAGCUGCGUUCGGUGGCCCUGUCCUCUGGCCUGCCAGGACGCAGAAGCCCCGUGGGAGCCGGGGGACCUGGGGACCCGGCGGAUACAUCAUCCCCGGACAGCCUGACGCAAGCCCUGCACCUUGCGGCAGCCAAUGAGCCCACUUUCUUCUUGUACGCUGAGCAGCUGGCCCGUAAGGAGGUGGAGGUCACCUCACUGCGGAAGCAGAAACACAGGCUGGAAGCUGAGGUGCACCAGCUGCAGGACCGGCUGCUGGAGGAGGGGGAACGGCACCGAGAGGAGGUCGGAGCUCUGCAGAACCACAUUGCAAAGAACCUCAGGGACCAGAGCCGGGAAGGAGCUAACCUGGAGUACCUCAAAAACAUCAUCUACCGCUUCCUGACCUUGCCAGACGCGCUGGGUCGUCAACAGACGCUCACAGCCAUACUGACCAUCUUGCACUUUAGUCCCGAGGAGAAACAAGCAAUCAUGCGGCUUCCGGGCAGCGGUAGCUGGUGGCCUUCCAGCAAGAGAUGAUGCUGUUUUCACUGACCCCUAAGAUUUCUGUGCCUCUGUAAUGUGGGGAGGAGUGGGCUCUGGCUUCCAUGGCCGCUUCCCUCUCUCUAACAUUUCCUUUCACUGUGUUGAGCUUGGAGGAGUCUCCAGUGUGGGAUGGGAUUUUCUGCCAAACGCCAUUAAUUCUUGGGCCCUGGGAUAUGGAAAGUGUUGGGACAGCAUCUUCUAGUGG
Messenger RNA from Chrysochloris asiatica (Cape golden mole), 2789 nucleotides. It is a transcript of the gene GCC1, whose product is annotated as GRIP and coiled-coil domain containing 1. The record is from RefSeq and is a predicted model, not a curated record. The coding region runs from base 251 to 2578 and encodes 775 amino acids. Gene Ontology annotation, cellular component: Golgi apparatus. NCBI's taxonomy places the organism in Eukaryota, Metazoa, Chordata, Mammalia, Afrosoricida, Chrysochloridae. The transcript is spliced from 2 exons.